UGUUGAUGAUCAGUCUUCAGUUGACUGGAGUGCUUCGCAGACGCCUUCCUCGCGAUUCCGGUGUUUCUACAGAACAACUCAGUGGUGAGAGAAAAGUGAUAAGAAACUGUGUGAAGCUGAAUUAAAGCAAAUCAAAAAAACAACAUGAUGCCCUUUGGCAAGGGACUGUUUAUGGUAUGGAUCAUUGUCUUCGCGCUAUUCGUAGUGGAGCAAUGCUUGGCAUGCAGCAAAGUUCCUGUCUUCAACGGACGUCCGGUCACGAAGGAAAAGACACCAGGCGAUAACGGAUACCGGCUGGCAGUGCGGAAUGAUCCAAGUGGCUACGAACCGGGAAAGAUCUAUAAUUUGUUCCUCGUUGGGUCUCGCACCCACAUCAAGCUGCAGCAAUUUUCUCACUUCAUGCUAACAGCCCAAGCCACCAGUGGUACAGCUAGCGGUGCUCGCACCUUCAUUGCGGGACCGAAGCGUGUCGGACGGUUCCAGCUGUUUAGCGACUCGUUGACCAAAUUCUACGAUCACUGUGUGAAUACCGUGACGCAAGCGGAUGACUUCCCUAAGACCGAGGUGCAGGUUAUGUGGGUUGCUCCGGCUAGUGGCUCGGGAUGCGUAAGCCUGUCGGCGAUGGUAUUCGAAGGGGAAGAUUCCUGGUACUCGGAUGAUGGUGCCCUAACCAAGGUUCUGUGUGAAAUCAAACCAGACCCGUCGGUGGUCAAGGGUGAAUGUUGUGCUUGCGACGAAGCGAAAUAUAAUUUCGUCUUCGAAGGGAUCUGGUCCAACGAGACACACCCGAAGGAUUUCCCGUUCGCAGUUUGGCUGACACAUUUCUCCGAUAUUAUCGGCGCUUCUCACGACACAAAUUUCUCCUUCUGGGGUGAGAAUCACAUCGCUACCGAUGGCUUUCGAUCGUUGGCGGAAUGGGGCUCCAUUCGUCAGCUAGAACAGGAAUUGCGCAGCAAAGGACCCCGGUUGCGCACACUUAUCAAAGCAGCUGGACUAUGGUACCCUAGAGUUAACUCAAACACAACCUCGAAUUUCCGAGUGGAUCGAAAACAUCAUAAGGUUUCACUAGCCUCCAUGUUCGGUCCAUCGCCGGAUUGGGUCGUCGGAGUCAGUGGUCUGGAUCUGUGCAGCGACCAAUGUACCUGGGUUGAAUCGCUAGACAUCGAUCUGUAUCCUUGGGACGCAGGGACUGAUAACGGUAUCAGCUACAUGUCAGCAAACUCCGAGACUCAACCAAGAGAAAGGAUGCACCGGAUCACUACAUUGUAUCCGGAAGAUCCCCGAGCUCCCUUCUACAACUCCAAAUCCAAGGAAAUGGUCCCGCUGGCUAAAGUUUACCUCCGAAGAGAAAAGGUCAUCCAACGUAACUGCGAUGAUGAGUUUCUCCAGGCGCAAGUUUUGGAACUGGCGGAAAACACAGAGGAAGUCACUAGACCCGAGUGUGAAACAACUGCAUACAGUGAGUGGACGCCAUGUUCGGUAACGUGUGGCAAGGGAAUUCGAAUGAGAACACGAGAGUAUAUACAACCUGACAAGGCAGCUCAGUUCCAAUGCAAUAGACAGCUGAUUUCCAAAGAGAUGUGCGUUGCCGAUAUUGCAGAGUGCCAAGGUGAGGUGCGUGAAGCAGAUGAUAGCUCAGAAGAUAUUCGCAAAUCAGCUGCGAAUGUAAAUGAGGAGGGUGAGGGUAUAGGAAUAUGCAGAACUACCCAUUGGAGCGAUUGGUCUGAAUGUUCGGCCAGUUGCGGAAUCGGUGUUACUAUGAGAACAAGAACGUUCAUCGAACAUAUGGGAAGGAAAAAGUGCCCACAUAUUAGCACAGUUGAAAAGGAAAAAUGCAUGCAACCAGAAUGCAGCCUCACUGACGUAGAAGUACCAGACUCGAUGUGUCCCGUUACUUCCUGGAGCGAUUGGAGUCCCUGCACAGCCACAUGUGGUAAAGGAGUUAAGAUUCGUACCAGGCUUCUGUUGGUUGGUCCAGAGUUGCAAGAGAAAUGUUCUCAACGUGUUGAAUUGAAUCAGCAGCGUGCAUGCACGGAAAAGGCAGACUGUCUGUUCGAUGUGUUCACCGCUCGCGACAUCUGCUCGCAAACUCCCGAAGUCGGAUCGUGUAGGGGAAAGUACCAGCGAUACGCCUACGAUGGGGCACGAGAUAUAUGUGUGCCUUUUCUCUACAGUGGAUGUCGUGGGAAUCGGAACAACUUUUUGACCAAUGAGGAUUGCGUUCAAACUUGUCGAUCAGCUAGAGCACGAUUGAACCAUGAAGAUGUACAUUAUCAAACAACUGCUGGACCCACUUCGGAGAAGGAGGAACUACCGGUGGACUGUGUUCUGUCGGAUUGGACGGAAUGGAGCGCAUGCAGUGUGACUUGUGGAACAGGUCGAUCGGAGAGGUUUCGCAAUGUGCUAGUGCCCGCUCAAAAUGGCGGACAACCAUGCCCCAGUAGAGUUGUCAAACGACGAAAAUGUACCGGACCACCGUGUGCUUGAAGAAUCAAUUCACGGCGAAGAUUAUGAGUUCGAAGUCAGAAAAUAAAAAAUCGUCUAUUGUGGCAUUUCAUAUGAAUGUGUUAAAUAAAUUUACUGGAAUCACUC
Molecule: messenger RNA, 2592 nt
Organism: Toxorhynchites rutilus septentrionalis
Lineage: Eukaryota; Metazoa; Arthropoda; Insecta; Diptera; Culicidae
Gene: fat-spondin
Product: spondin-1
Exons: 5
Coding region: 145-2487 (780 amino acids)
Biological process (GO): cell adhesion
Cellular component (GO): extracellular matrix
Molecular function (GO): serine-type endopeptidase inhibitor activity
Source: RefSeq, a predicted model, not a curated record